ACACGCCGAUCCACCGCCACCUGGAGCGAUACUGCUAGCUACGACCAUGGACGCCAACGCCGAUGCCCGCUCCUCGUCCUCGCCCAUGCACAUCGUCAUCUUCCCGUGGCUCGCGUUCGGGCACAUGAUCCCCUUGCUGGAGCUUGCAGAGCGCCUGGUGGCGCGCGGCCACCGCGUCUCCUUCGUCUCCACGCCGCGCAACCUCAGCCGGCUCCGGCCGGUCGUCGGCGUCCACUUCGUCGCCCUGCCGCUGCCCCGCGUGGACGGCCUCCCGGAGGGAGCCGAGGCCACCUCCGACCUCCCGCCCAGUCCCGGCAACCUGGCCGAGCUUCUACUCAAGGCCGCCGACGGCCUCGUCGGCCCAUUCUCCGCCUUCCUCGACGAGGGCAAGAAGCCAGAUUGGUAUAAUUGA
Molecule: messenger RNA, 412 nt
Organism: Triticum dicoccoides
Lineage: Eukaryota; Viridiplantae; Streptophyta; Magnoliopsida; Poales; Poaceae
Product: UDP-glycosyltransferase 91B1-like
Exons: 1
Coding region: 47-412 (121 amino acids)
Molecular function (GO): UDP-glucosyltransferase activity
Source: RefSeq, a predicted model, not a curated record